AUGGAUCGAGUUCGACAGCGAUCAACGACUUUAGCACGAAGUGAUGACGAAACUUCCGUUCUAAGAAAACGAAUUACUACGUUCUUGCAAACGAAAGACGCCAUUUUGGAUCAUCUUGUGCGGAACAAGUUAUCAACAAUUGACGGCAACGGAACUGCAGAUGAAGUCUUUGUUACCGCCGAGAAAAUCGUCACAACAACCUGACGAACGAUGUAAAGAUAAAUUUGUCCUUUAAUUAACCUCAUGAUAAAUAUUCAAGAUAUUUCUGAGUAUUGUAAAGUUUGUAUACAGCUGUGGUUCUGGGGUUGCGACAGGGGGAAGGAUGCGUCUCAAAUGGUCCAAGUCGUAGCCGGCGCUGCACCGAGCAUGUCCGCUGCCGGAGAUGCAAAAUUUAGCAAAU
This is a messenger RNA of [Torrubiella] hemipterigena, 400 nucleotides long. NCBI's taxonomy places the organism in Eukaryota, Fungi, Ascomycota, Sordariomycetes, Hypocreales, Clavicipitaceae. The record is from the annotation of a GenBank genome assembly.